Messenger RNA from Ictalurus furcatus (blue catfish), 1597 nucleotides. RefSeq names its product actinodin2 (gene and2). The coding region runs from base 1 to 1389 and encodes 462 amino acids. The transcript has 2 exons. Lineage: Eukaryota; Metazoa; Chordata; Actinopteri; Siluriformes; Ictaluridae. The record is from RefSeq and is a predicted model, not a curated record.
AUGGAUGCCGUCACUGCCGUCAUAUUUGCAUUUGAUGCCAAUGCGAUGAAUCAGUUAAUGAACGAUAUCUUUGUGGGUUCAGUAGCUGAGUUUGCUGAAGAGAAGCCAGCCAGCUUGUUAGACCUGAAGAAACUGACACGCAAUAAGAGGAAUGCUGUUGCUCAUUACAAACGCUUGCCUGAAUUCUGGGCCUGGUACAAGUACUACAUGGACACCCAUAACCAGGAGGGAAUUGAGAGUUUGGACCAGCUGUACUUGAUCUACCUGCAGAAUAAGCAUCGAGUUGAGGGGGACAAUACCUACAAACAUUACCUCACCCACCUGAGUGAGGUCUACAAGGCCUGUGCUAAAUCAGAUGACCCUGACUGCAUUCCAGAGUACACAAGCAAGCCCACAGCUAAGGUUGUUAUACCAGCUGCCAUGAAGCAAGUGCCAGUGAAUGUGUGUAAUCCAUAUCUUGAUCCCUACUGUAUAAUUUCUGUUGGUCCUCAAGCAGCACCUGAGGAGCCUCCUCCUGCUCCUGUUGCAGUUAAAUCUCCCAGUCCCUUUCUGCUCCCCACACCCAUAAAAACCCCAUCUGGACACCAUUACUAUGCCUCAGCAUUGGAACCUUUUCUCUCAAGUGAAAAGAGAGCUGAGCUGCUCCGGAUCUGCAGCCCAUCUGAUGUAGAGUGCUUGCAGUAUCACUUACGUGCUGCUUAUGGUUAUAGACCUGCUCUUACCCCAGUGCCUUCCAAUACCUAUCUGGGAUGUGACCCUACUAAAGACCCUUACUGCAGGCCCACAAUGGUAGCCAAGACUCCAUCAAGUCUGUAUCAUGUAUACCCUCACUGUAACCCGGCUGUUGACCCUCUCUGCGUCAGUAAUAUAGCCCCAGCUGCCCAAAGUGCAGAGAAGGCUUCUAAGGAACAGUACUGCAACCCUCUGUUUGAAAAGGAUUGCAACCCACUCACUGCCAACAGGCUGGUCACACUUAAGACUCCUGUGCUGCAGUAUGUGCCACAAGGCCAGAUGACUCCCUACCACCUAGCUGCCCUAAUGAAACCAUUCCCGAUUAGCCAACAAGCGAAAUCCAGUGCUUCUGGUACCACACCAGAAUGCCAUCCAUAUGAUCCCAGCUGUAGCAGAUUUUCCCCUCUGGCUUCCACUGCGGCAGUCAAGAACAUGCAGGGUGGCAUCAUCUUACCCCACCCUGACUGUGAUCCUGAGAUUGACUACAAUUGCCGUCUGCGCCGUGCAGAACCCAAAGACAACAGAAAGACAGCUGAGGAACCCAAGGAUGAGCUGGAAAGUGGUGAUGACGCCAGCAACGCCAAUGUAGCGCCGCAGUACCAGGUCCCACGAUUCGAGGAUUUCCUGAGGGGAUACCUGGGUCACUAUAAGAAAUAAAAGGACAUGCCAUUAUCUGAAAAGCUUUAAACACUCAACCCAGUUGUAGUGUUUAAAAAAAAAGGAACUCACAAACAUGCUAAAGUGUUCAGGUCAACAUAGACCUCCUGGUAAUGAAGCCAGAACUCACACUUCAGAAUAGUUCAGAACAGGUGAAACAAGUGUUUUAUAGGGAUCAUUUCAGAUCAAUACUUUCUGAAUUUACAAU